UACAAUCACCACGAUCAGCUGUGAUCGUGAAUCGAACUGAACAGAUUUGUAGUCUGCAUUUGCAGAAAUACGUUUUGUUUUAAGAUUUAGUUUAGAAUAGACUAUUGUUAAAAUUCUAUUACGGAAAGUGCUGUGCUCUUUUUUAAGUAUUUUAGGAGUAUUCAUAAGAUAUUAAUAAUGGAUGCCGAUAAAUCUCUUCGUGUUUCGGCUUUCUUGAACAAGUUGAAAUCGUGGGUGAAAAUUUUCAGCAAUGUUUGAAAUGGACUCUGAAUACAAGGAUAUGAAAUCAGAUUCGGGAUGUGAUCCAGAGAAAGAGAGUGUCAUUCAGGAAGACAUUGAUGAUUAUGUGGAUACUUCGGGAGAUGAACCUGAUAAACCUCCUGAUUUGCGAGUUACCAACUGGGACGUUUGCGUUCUAUUGGUCUCCAUUUUCAGUUACAUAUUCGAUGUAGCUCUUGACAUUAACCUAGCUUACAGAUAUUUUAUGCAUCAACAACAUGUUUACUUCUAUCUGACUCUAGUGUUUAUCUUGUUUCCCGCUUUUGUCAACACUGGUCUGAGCAUAAAACUAGCAAUGCGAGAUCCAGAUGAAAUUUCAAGUUCCAAGAUGGCAUUCAACAAAUGGACAUUCCGUGUGAUUGUUCUGUGCUUUCAACUGGCACCAAUCAUGAGGUAUUGUGACUCUCUCGAUUGCGCUUUGAAGUCUAGACGAGCCGAACAACUGAAGGAUCGUACAAGUCAGCGAAAGUAUUACGACCUAAUGUUGAAAGAGGACUCUGAUGUGGCUCUAUUGCGGGUUUUCGAGUGCUUCCUUGAAGCAGCACCACAGCAGAUACUUCAAGUGGCUAUUGUAUUAGUGGACCGUGGAAAAGGCUCCACUUUCCAAUUGGUGCAUCAGUUUGGCUCGAUUUGUUCGUCACUCCUGAGUAUGGCCUGGUCAAUGGCAUCCUACCAGCGGUCUAUUCGCUUUGCACAAGAAGAAAAACGUAAUCUGACAUGGCCGGGAACAGCCAUGCAGUUUCUAUGGCAUUUCAUGGUCACAGUAUCACGUAUCCUGUCUAUCAGUGCCGUUGCGUCGGCGUUCCCCGUGUACACGGGUUGCGCAUGCGCAGUGCACUGGAUGCUGAUGACCAUGUGGCUGAGCAUCUGGGAUCGAUCGCAAAUCUCGCUGUUCACCACUUACUCCCCCUCAGACCGCAUCUCGCUGUCACAGCGCCUAAGCCAGCUUACCCUCUGUGCGGUACUGGGACUCGUCUACAUAUUCACCUAUCUCUGCAUGAGUGAUGGCAGCACCAGAAACAGAUACCUGGUGUACUACCCGGUGUGCUUCGUGGAGAACGCGGCAGCCAUCUUGAUCUGGUCGCUCACAGCAGACGAGCAUCUUCGUUCCUCGUGGUACUUCAUCCCUUUCAUCAUCAGCGGCAUAGUUCCCUUCCUAGUAGGCAUCGUCUUCAUGAUCAUCUACUACAAGUACUUCCACCCGGAGACGAGUCGCAAAAUCGGCACCACUGUAUCGAGCAAUUACAUGACCACCUGCUCGAAGGCAGCCUCCAGUGAUCCUCGUGCUACCACCACCUCCAUAGCUGUGCAAACCGUCGCAGACCCCCUAGACUCCAUCACGCCGGUUCUUUGAUGCAUAGCCGACCCCAACCAAUUCAUGUCGGACGACAGUAAUUACGACGAUAUGUAUGACAGUGAUUAUGUGAGGGAGUGCCAUCCUCACAGCCAGGAUGAGGACGAUGAAGAGGAUGACAUUGAUGACGACGAAAGCUAUAGUGGUCCUAUAUCCUAUGUAUAAUCACACUGUUCUUAGAUAUGUACAAUUGUUCCAUUAGGAAUUAGUAACACGAACAGCCUACAACAACAGUCUAUAUUAUUUUAAAAUUUGUUGUUCCUACAACAACACCAUGUAGUUCCUAGAACAUCAGUCUUUUUUAUUUCUCAUUUAUUUAUGUAACAAACAACACUGAUUUGAAAACAUUGGUACCUAGAUAAAAUAUUAAGGCAAUCCUUGUGUCUUGCAAUAUUCGAAAAGAUUUCCUGCAAUUUUAACAACAAGGGCUUAGGUAUAUUGUUUUAAGAGAUGUUCAAUUUUUCCUUAAUGAAGUAGUAAUAAAACAGUUUUUUUUUAAUCAUUUGUGGACCAACCCUUCACAUUUUGAAAAUAAAUAAAUUUUGAUUAGAACUUUGUUCUUUUAUAAGGAGAAAAAUUAUUAUAUUCUGUUAUUCACAAUUUGCACACAAUCAGUUCCUUUUAUUUUUGAAACAUCAGUUUUAAUUGUUCUGAUAACAAAUCGAACACUUUUUUAAACGUUCUUUAAACGUGUUGCUCUUUAUUCAAUAUUUAAUUGGUCUAUUUUUACUUAUUCAAUUUUAAAAAGUCUCUUAUUGUAACUAUUUCUAUUUGUCAGAAAAAAAACAAUUGAGCCUAAUCCAUUUGAGAUUAUGUCUGUCGAUGGCCUAUUGAUAAUGUUCAUUUAAUUCAAAUUGGCAAUAUAUUAAUCUAUUCCAUUUUCUAGUAAAGGUGUUGAUUUGGUACAUAUCAAUAUAGAAUAAAAAUACUUGAAACUGUCAAAACCACUAAAUUAUUAAAAUAACAAGAAUAAAGAGAAACUAGUUUCGCUUGUACACUAUGAUCAUGGUAAUUUCUAGUAUUCAAGCAAGUGUUUGUGAGAAUUUAAAGUAUUUUUAUUUCAUAUCAGUUGAUUUCAUUUAUAAAGAGGCCCCACAUGCUUUAUCAGAGUAGAAAAGUUGAGUUUGUCUUGAUUGCACUGCUUUAUUUUUGAAUGAAAUUGACAUUUUCAAAUGUGUUAUAUUAUUAGUGAGUACCUCUCAAAUAUCUACUAAAGUAGGCCUACAUAAUUAUAGUUUUAGUUAUAAACUGAUAGGUUCAAUUGAUUAUAAUAAUUUUCAUUCUGAGAAAUUACAAGUGCACUACUUUAUACAAUAAAGUUUAUACAUUUACUUAAUUUUUAAAAAAUUAUGAGAGAAGAACUGUAGAUAAUGCUAAUAUGUGAAUAUUUUUGAAAACUUUAUUGCUCACUCAUUUUCUUUACAAAGUUAUCCUUAGUUGAAUGUACGUUGAUAAACAACAGUUUAAAAUGUUUAAAAGUUUUUUUUUAAUAAAUCUUAUUCUACGUAUAGUGAUCCGCCAAAAUACCACAGCUGAACAUCACAACUACAUUAUUGAUAUUAUUACUCAUUGUUAUCGGUCCAUGUUCAAUAAAUAGUUGUAUUUAUUUUAUUUUUGAAAAUUGAUCGAUUUGUAAAUUAAAUUAGUCUUACUUUAAAUUUCAGUAGCCUAACAAGACGUACUUGAUAUAUUCUGUUUUAUUAGCCGCAUGACGAGAUGGCCCCUGGCUGCCAUUCAAAUAAUGACAACUGGGAAGGGUCAAAUCAUCUGCUACUUGUAUGUUGAGUGUAUAAGUUAUGUAUAAAAACACGAUUAUUGUAUUGUAUUUUCUACUGAGAUAGUUUUAUUCACACAAAACUUAAGUUUCAAUGUUCACAUCAUCGUAUCUGUAAGUUCAUGAUUUUAUUUUUAUUUCCCUGCAUUACUAUUAUUAUUCUGGUAUUGCACUGUCAUAUAGGUUUUAAAAAUUAUCGAUAUAUGUAUACCAUGUGAAAUAACGAAAAGUAUUAAUAAAUUGUUAUCGAAAGUGCUUCUUAAAUAAUAAUUCGAGGGUAUGACAGAAAUAAUUUCUAAAUGAUGUUUUACAUGAAUUAUUAUGGACAGUGAGAUUUUAAUAGUGCAAUGUGUUACUUCAAUAUGUGAUUGGAGAGUUUAAGCAAUAUAAUAUACUGAUCACCUUAUUGGGACUUGAAUAGCCCCGCAUGCCUAGAUUGCAAUACUUUAUACUGCGAUAUUUAAUUAUUCUCAUUUAUUAAGUACAAAUUACGAAUCACCAAUUGAAUUAUAUGUACACCAAAGACACUGCACAUUCAUUGUGAUGUGUAAUGUUUAUAUUAUGUAUUUUUAAUAAUAGAUUUUAAUACAGUUAGAAAUCAAUUUUAUGAUAUUCAGGCAUCGAUUAGUGUUCUGUUUUUAAAAUUGGAAGAUGUUCUAAGACAUGUGCUGUCUUAACUACAAUAUUCUAUGAUUUCAAUAUUGUUAAGAACUAGCAAUAUAAAUUAUUCUAAUAAUUGAAAUGCCAGACUCCAAUAUAUUUAGAAUAUUUAUCGUCUUCUUUGAUAAUACAUAUUUUACAAUGUUAAUAAACUGUUUUGAAAUUGUGUGUAUUUUAUCCUGAAGAUAACAACCUGUCAUUUAAUUUUUAAACUGUCAAUCUUAUAUUAUGCUAUUCAUAUUAGUCUUAUCAGUUUGUAAAUGUGCUCUCAAAACUCCUAGUAUGUUUUUCAAAUAUUGUGAGCCAAUUUGUAAUUUUAUUUUAACUCUUUGGCGAGUGUUCACAACCUUUUUUAUUUUUACAAUUAUUGUUUGAUCCAAUCUUAUUAAUUUUUUACAAUCUUUGAAAUCUCCUAAUCCAACUAAGAAUUAGACCUACUAGCACUAGUUUAUUUCUAUAACUUCCUUCAUUAAAUUUCAUAUUUUUUCUUCUUCAAUAGAGUGAUUUUUCAAACUUGUUUUAUUUUUCUAUUUUCCUCUUACUUUUUUAUUUGUGCAACGACAAUAUCCCAUUUCAAGUCCAUUUUUUCAAUUUCAAUGAAAUUCUAAUAUUAUUUUUUACAAUUGUUUUAUUGAACACCUUCAACCUUUUAAUUCGGAUUAAUGUCUUUCAGACUUGAUAAUUAAACAACCGCUUCCUUUGAAUAUUCAGCCAGCUUUUCCACUUCAUAAUCUAUAUCUAUAAUAAUUAUUCUUUGAAUGUAUAUCAAUGCUGUCUCAAUUCUUUAGUCGAAAUAAGACAAGUUGAGAAUUAGUCUCAACUUAUUUUAUUAAGAGUAAGUUAUAGUUAGACUUUUUUUCAUACACAACUAUUAUAAUUCUACUGAACAAGUAUGAAACAAGUCUACUUCCAUUGAAUAAUAUGAAUUGAAAUAAAAUUUGCUACUAUGAAUUCUAUGUAAAGUGUUGAACACAAAUCAAAUAACUUCAGAUGAUAAUUUCAUUUCACAUGAUUAUUAGUUGAAACGUAUUGUUGGAAACUCAUUUUCAUGAUAGAAUUUCGGUGAUCAAAUUCAAAUUUCAGUACCUACUCAUCUCAGAUUAUUCCGCUACUUUCUGUUUUUUCCAACAACUAUUAAAUGCUUAUUUUAUUGUUUAUGUUUUGUAUUUUACUGAUUUGAUGUUCUUGGUAUAAAAAUUGCGUCCCUUGUUCAGUAAUCUUUUUGUUCUGUACGGUAAUCUGUUCAGUAGAGUUUCUGAUUAAUUUAUUUCUAUUUUGCUCAGUUGUUUUUCAUACCUUCCUCCCGUUUAGAAAGCUUUCUGUUUGCCAAAAAUUAUACUAACGGUGCUUCCAAUAUUAUUGUAUUGAUGAAGAAGUAUUAUUAUAACUUUUUAUUGAAAUUUCGACCCUCAUUUCCUUAUUCGUUCUACUUAUUUUCUCUUAUAGGAUAGAUAACGUUAUUCUAAAUUUCACAGUUUCGCAGACUACUAUUGUAGCCGAAGCAACGCCAAAGUAGAGUUAGUAACACAGCAAUUAUAGUGAGAAUAAUUUAUUCUGAGCUCUGCAAUGUUAACUACUUGAAAUAUUUUUCCAUGCUAAUGUCCUUGAUUAUAUACUUUUUGCUAAGCUCAAUAUAUAAAUUAGAUGAUUUGUGAUGUAAUUUGUAGAUGACAAUUACUUAUUUGGUACCAUUUGAAGUGCUUGAAAUUACACUAAAUUUUGUACUUAAUUAUUGAAUAGUGUUACAUGUAGUUGGAAUGUAGUGAAGGUUUUUGAAGUUCAAGUAGAAAAUUAUUAUUAUUAUUGGAGUGCAAUAUCACAUAUUCUAAAUAAUAAUUGUAAACGCUUAGGCCCUGGGCUGAAUCUGCUGCAAGUUAUUGCAAUAAUUUAUGAAUGUCUUAGCAUAUAAUAAUAAUAAAUAUUAUUCUAAAUAUUUGAAUUUGAACAAAUUGUAUUUGUUUUCAAAUUAAAAAGUUAUUAUUUGCGUUCA
Molecule: messenger RNA, 6057 nt
Organism: Nilaparvata lugens (brown planthopper)
Lineage: Eukaryota; Metazoa; Arthropoda; Insecta; Hemiptera; Delphacidae
Product: XK-related protein 6
Exons: 6
Coding region: 251-1633 (460 amino acids)
Biological process (GO): engulfment of apoptotic cell; apoptotic process involved in development; phosphatidylserine exposure on apoptotic cell surface
Cellular component (GO): plasma membrane
Source: RefSeq, a predicted model, not a curated record